UCACCAUGGUGUCCCCCAUCUUGUCCCCUGUGACGCUGUGUAGGAUAAGCAGUAUGGAAAAUGAAUGUGUGUGUGAGAGAGAGAGAGCCAAAUAUUUCAAUAAUCUGUAUUGAGAGGGUCUAUGGAAUUUCAGUAGCAUUUUACUGCUUUUUUUUUUAUUAUUUGAGUUAAGUCCAAAUUGGAGUACAUCUUGCUAAAAAGAUUUCAAGUGAAACUGUGAGGAAAUGUUUGAACUAGGUAUUGGUAUUGAACAGUAGAAUAAAUGUCAUCACUAUAAGAUUGACUAAGAUUUAGGCCUGCAGUAUUUACUGGUUGAAAACUGCAGGGCUGUGUGUCCACUUAUAUCCAGAGUAAACAAGUUUCAGUGUGAGGGCUGGGUCGCGUCCCAAAUAGCGGUUUUGGGCGCAAUUAUUUGGAGUUGAGAGUGUAACCCGAUCCUCCGCCCAUCAUCUCUCCUGCUGUUUCAGUGCAGAGCUCCUGAGCCUCAGAGAGGAACCGCACAGCACACUGCUCUAACCAAGCUCCUCCACAUUUAUACCAUGACAUUAGAAAACCCGCCGGAGGAAUACACUUUUAAGUGAUCGCCUUUUUAUUUUGUGCCUGAGAACGACAAACAAACUAAAACAAAAAAACGAUGGAACCAAUAACACAGUGGACUCCAACUCAGGUUGUCGAUUGGAUGAGAGGACUGGAUGACAGUCUCCAGCAGUACAUCCCGAAGUUUGAAAAGGAGAAGAUUGAUGGCCAGCAGCUGUUGAAGAUCUCCCACCAAGACCUGGAGGAGCUCGCCGUUAGCCGCGUUGGCCACCAGGAACUCAUCCUAGAAGCUGUGGAUCUUCUCUGUGCUCUGAACUACGGGGUUGAGACUGAAAAUCUGAAGACUCUGGUUGGCCGGAUGAGAGCAGCUUCUAAUAACCUGCACAACUGUGCUUCAGAGAGGAGGAGAAGCCCGUCGCAUGACAGCAGCACUUCAAACAAACCACCCAACGAGUUCCUGACAGCAGUGGUGGAGCUUAUCGGAGCAGCCAAGGGCAUGCUGGCCUGGCUGGACAGGACACCUCUGAGAGGCAUCAGUGACUUCACCUCCAUCAAGAACAGGAUCAUCCAGCUGUGUUUGGAACUCACCACCACUGUGCAGAAGGACUGUGCUGUGUAUGAAAUGGAGGAGAAGAUACUGGAAGUGGCUCGUGUUUUAACUGAAGUCUGUGAGGCGACCAGGAGGACGACCUUUGACCCCUUGAAGAGCCGCACUACCUGUUUGGAGGAGGUCCACAUCACUGAUGUCAAACCAGAAGAGGGGUUGGGGAUGUACAUCAAAUCCACAUACGAUGGGUUGCAUGUGAUCACUGGAACCACCGAAAAUUCUCCAGCAGACAGAACUCAACGCAUCCACGCCGGUGACGAGGUGGUGCGGGUCAACCAGCAGACGGUGGUGGGCUGGCAUUUGAAGAACCUCGUGUCCAAAAUGAAGGAGAAGCCACACAGUGUGCUGCUCACGCUGAAGAAGAGGCCUUCAGGAACCGGCAACUUCACUCCUGCUCCACUGAAGAACCUGCGCUGGAGGCCUCCGGCUGUGCAGAGCGAUCCUCCUGGCCAUGCUGCUCACUCGUCCAGUGUCGAAAGCUCUGCAAAGAAAGAGAAGCCAGCUAUUCUGGACCUGUACUUACCCCCACCUCCAGCUGUGCCCUACACGCCACGGGAUAUGAAGGACGCCGCAUGUCCACAGGUCAGAAUGAGGCAAAAAGCACCUGAAUCCCCUAACUCGUCCCUGGACCGAGCUUCUAGACGGCGCUCUAAUCUCAUAGACUACGUCAGCAAACCCAACGUCAGCAUCUCUCCUCCAGAAAUCGUCAUCCCGCAGGCCCGACUACGCCAGCGCACGCCCUCCAGAGGGAAGCCGCGGCCCGUGUCUAUGCCUGCAGACACGUGCGUGGGCCUGUCUGAUUCCCCCUGGGCGUUUGGAAGGAAAGGUGAAGACGUGAUGCGCAUGUACAUGAGUAAUGAGCGAAUUCCUCCGAUCGCUGAAGAAGCCCCGUGUUUUCCCGUGCCGUACCGGCCGGCCAGUGAGAAGCAGCUCCUGCGUGGGGUUGACCACAUCCGCGGCAGUCAGUGCUUCAUCAAUGCCGAGCUGCACAGCAGCGCCACCGUGCUGUACCGAGACACCACACGCCGCAAGAGUCGGACCACGCGCUCCUCCAAGAGGUCCUCAGAGCCUUCGUCUCUCAGCGCCUGGUUCGCUCGACUGAAGCUCUUCACACAAAGGAGGAAACCACAGAACCCAGAGGAAACCCAUGUCACCAAGACUCUAGGAUUUAUAAACAAACAAAAAACAUCAAGUGAGCGUGAAUUCUGUAAGUGGCAUCGCAUUGUUGAUGAGAGAAGUCAGAGAAGAAUGGACAAACUUAUACGAGCUGGCAGAAAGGUUAUGCUUCCUGAACAAGACUUUCCCACUACGACUUGUCAAGGUGAUGCCGGGAUGAGUCGGAGGAGGAUCUCGGUGAAGGACCUGGGUGAGGCGGACUGUCAUGGCUGGCUCUACAAAAAGAGAGAGAGUCGAGCUUUCCUGAGGAAUAAAUGGAAGAAAUACUGGUUCGUGCUGAAGGGAUGUUCUCUGUACUGGUACACAAAUGUACUGGCUCUGAAAGCGGAGGGCUACAUCAACUUGCGAGGCUUCAGUCUGGACCAGGCGUACGAGUGCAAGAGGAAGUUCGCUAUAAAGGCCAGCCACCCGCAGAUUGUGACGCUCUUCUUUGCAGCUGAGAACACGCAAGAUAUGUACAAGUGGUUAAGUAAGCUAACUGCAGCUUCUAACAAGAAAGAACCUCAGGAAGUCGUCACUGCAGAAUACACAGAGUGUUAUAGUGAAGACAGUGAUGAAGAGGAUGAUGUUGAAGAAACAGGAGCCCAGUACAUUGAGCAGCUAACCUCCAGCUCCACCAAUGGGUGUCUUCCUCCGCCACAAUCCAGCUCGUCCCCCUGCCAGGACAUGCUCCCCCUCGUGUCUCCGGUGUGUAACACCUCGGAGUGUGUGAGUUCAGACAGCGAGUCGUGGCUGGAGCUCAGCUCUGACUCUCAGGGCGCGACGUGCGUCAGCAAGCACAGUAACAUCGGCCAGCUGCAGGAUUACCAUGGCGACGAAGGGCUUCCGUCUGACGAGCUGGAGAUGCUGUAUCUGCACCUCAAAAACGCCAGCCUGUCCCCGUGCGGAGAACUGCAGCCUGUGACUAAGCGGGACUACAGAUCGUCCUUCGUCAGACGCUGCAAAAACGACACCAUCAACGAGAAGCUGCACCUGGUCCGAGUUCUCAACAGUACUUUAAAGGCCAAAGAGGCAGACCUCCUGGCUAUUGAGCAGGUUCUAGCUGAUUCAUUGUUAGAUGGCAGUAAGUACAGACAGUGGAAGAGUGCGAAUGUUCUCCUACUGGAGGAAAUCAACCAGAAAAGAAGUACAGAAGAGGAAAAACCAAGCGUUCAGCCCGAACAGAUGCCAUCCUCCAUACCGGUUGUGUUCUCAGAGACCAGCCUCACGCGUUGAAGAAUAGAAUGAAAGCGACUGGAUUUUAACCAACAACUCGAAAUCACUAGUAAAAUGUUUGAAUGUGCAUGUAUUUACUGUAAAUAAAUUUUUAAAGUA
Molecule: messenger RNA, 3634 nt
Organism: Ictalurus furcatus (blue catfish)
Lineage: Eukaryota; Metazoa; Chordata; Actinopteri; Siluriformes; Ictaluridae
Gene: cnksr3
Product: cnksr family member 3
Exons: 25
Coding region: 635-3535 (966 amino acids)
Biological process (GO): regulation of signal transduction
Cellular component (GO): cytoplasm; membrane
Molecular function (GO): protein binding
Source: RefSeq, a predicted model, not a curated record